Molecule: messenger RNA, 1146 nt
Organism: Microplitis demolitor
Lineage: Eukaryota; Metazoa; Arthropoda; Insecta; Hymenoptera; Braconidae
Exons: 1
Source: RefSeq, a predicted model, not a curated record
AGGAGUUCUGUCGACGAUGGACAACUCCUGGCACAGCAUCGUUUUGCGGCAAUAAACAAACAACAACUAACAUCACCAGGUCGUUAUUCAUUACCACGAAAAAAACCAAUUCCAACGGAUUUUGGUAGAGACACUUUCGGUCCUCCCGGUUCAUUUUCUCCCACUGCUCAUAUUCAACGUGGAGUAUCCUCAUUUACCCGUAACAAUAUAUCACCGUUACAACACUACUCGUAUCAACGCGGAGACGGCUGUCACUCGCAGCAAGAUGAUCCAGCAAAUUUUGAAUACUUUGUACCGAGAAGUAUAAGUGAAUUUAAUUUAUCAGCCUCGUCUGUUCAAGAUAUAGCAAUAGCGCCAGUACCUCUUCCUAAUUCUGUUUUGAAACCUUGUUCAAAUAUAGCGACUUGUACUUCAUCGCAAACUAAAACGACUGGCACCAAUGUCCAGAGUAAUAAUUCGUGUCUAGGUCGUCCGAGUACCGAAAGCACUAGUGGAACUGCUAGUGCGAUAUUGGGAACUCGUAGCCGCGAAAAAAUGGUUACAUUCGAAGACGAAGGGUGUCCAGGUUCAACCCCAACACGUAAAAAUUUACCGCCAACUAUGGAGAACGUUUUUAUGUGACGCUAUAAAUUUAUAAAAUUAACAAUUAAAAUAAUAAUUAACGCGUCAUCAUUUAUAAUUAAAAAUUAUUUUUAAAUGUGCUGCUGGAGUUGAUAUAUUUGGUAAUGCAUUUUCGGCUGUGCAUUAAUGGGACACAUUAUUAUAAAUUAGUCAUUGUCUUCAUUGUCACUUAUUAUCAUCAUCAUCAUCAUCAUCACAACAUAAUUGUUAUUACCAUAAUUAUAAUUGAUUUAUAUUAUUAAUUAAACUGUCCUCACUACUGUCAUUACUUUGUGACAUUAUUAAAUUGUGACUGCCGUAAAAUUUACGACCCUCGGUUUACAUAUGAAAAACAAAUAAAAUAUUGUAAUAAUAAUAACACUAAAAAAAUAUUGAUAGGUUGUUACUUUGAUCAAUUAUCUAACAUAAUCUGCUAUGUAAUUGCAGUCUUAUAGUUAAAAUUAUUAUUAUUAUCAUCACUUGUAUUGUGAUAAACAUUAUAUUUAAUAUAAGAGGAAAAUUUAAACUGUUGUACCUAAAUCAUAU